GGGAAGAGAGCGCGCGCGUGACGACUGACUGAGGGGACAUAAUGCGUGAGGGAAGAGAGCGAAACGGGGUUUGGCGUUUGUCUUGAGGUGUAGAAGACAUUAUGGAUUCCUCCAUUCCAAGCAUUGCGGAGGUUCGUGGCAUAUUGCUGGCUAUGCAGAAGAACUUGGAAUGCCCAAUAUGCCUGGAGGUAAUGAAGGAGCCAGUCUCAACAAACUGUGCCCACAUCUUCUGUAGUUUCUGCAUGUUUAAGCUCCUUAAACAGAAGAAGGGUGUGGUACGGUGUCCACUUUGCAAUGCCAAAGUCACCAAAAGAAGUCUAUGGGAAGAUGUCCGAUUUAAGCAAGUAAUCAAAGUGGUGCUGGAAGCCAUCCGUGCUUUUGAACAUGAUACAGGGCUCAAGUUUUCAGAUGAUCUGUGUUUGCCUAAGAAAGCUUUAGAAGAUGCUUCUGCUUCAGUUUCAUGGAAAGAAAAACAUGUCAUUGAUUGUAAAGGCUACAGGGACAGACUGAAGAGAGCGAAGGAAGUGAAAAAGAGAAAUGCUAGCUUGGAAGGUGAGACCUCCAAGUUGCCAUUAGCUGGUGGAACAAGGCGCUCCCUGAGAAAGAAAAGCAAUUCCAGUAAAGCCAUUGUGUUUGAAAUUGGAUCAGACUCUUCUGAAGAUGCAUUUAAGAAGACAGAUACAAUCAGAUGUGUGAGUUUAAGACGUAAUUAUCCAGCUCGAGUUGAUGAAGGUUGUGCCAAAAAUGAAAGCCUAAGCCCUUUUCACAUGGAGUUUUCUGAGCUGAGUGCUGAAGAUGAGAAAUUAAUAAAUAUCCAAGGUGUAUGUGAUUAUUUGGAAGGACUUGGAAACACAGAAGGAACUCAAGCCAGCAUUGGAAAGUUAGAAAUUCUUGAAAAGAAUGCUGCUGUGGAAAAGAGUCAGGGUUUGUCUUCUCCAGAUCCCUGCUUGGGUAGACAUGACAGGAACUCCAGUUCCAUGCCAGAGGGUGGUUCUUGCUCUUUACUCAAUAUGGCACAAUUGGUUGGUGAAGCCACAAAGCCCACUGCAGAUAAACAGGCUGGUCAUGAUGCAGGAAAUGUUAGUAUGGGGCUGCCUUCUGGAAAUAAACACAUCUUGUGUGAAAACGAGGAACAGCUACUGCAGUCACAAACUUCCCCUGAACGUCCUCUGAGUCAAGUCUCUGGGAAGAAACUGAUGCGGAGCAUCCAGAAAGUCAAAGCAUGGCUGUCUAAAAGCAAGGAGGGUCUUUCUCCAAGAUCCUUGCAAGAUAGUCACACACAGGAGGUGGAUCAAGAUGCAGACUUGUCAGAUGGAGACUCUCUGGUCUCCCAGAAGACUGAACAGAUUGGAGACCAGAAACUGUUCACAGUGGAAUGUGAAGGUGACAGGUCUUUGCCCAAGCCAGUUGCCUCUAAAGCUGAAGAUAAACUAUUUGGGAGAACAUACAAGAGGAAACGCAAAUCAACCCUUCUUUGGAAUAAGAGGGAAACAGUUUGUAUCCAAGCAAAGGAAGGCAUUGCUAUGAAUACAGAAUCCUGUGAUACACCUGUAAAAAGAUUAUCGCGAAAGAGGAAGGCUACAUCAGAAUUGCUACCAGAUGACUUCAUUAAGAGGCAAGAUGUGGAAGUAAAUAGUAGGAGGCCUGGUGGAGAUGAAGAUACUGCUUUGGAAGAAGGUGGCCAAGUUCCUGCUCUUGUAGAUGAUAGCCCUGUGGCAGAUCAAAAGGAAGUUGAACUGGCAACUGAAUUUCCUGUCAAAGAAGGGCUGUCUGUUUUGGAAACGGAUUUAAAUGAACCAUCUCAGAGUAUACGCCAGAAAUCGCCGGAAUCAAACCUUAACCAUCUAAAGAAAAAAAGUAACACUUUGAGCAAGGUACGUAGACAAUUAAUCAAGCCUGUUGGCGCAUUGCAGUUAAUGAUGGACAGAAGCUCCAGGUCCCCUGAGAAGGCAAAGAUACAGACCAAUGAUAAGUUAAGGGAAGUUGGCACAGGCCAGGUGCAAGUCAGACGGAGCAGAAGGCUUCAGUUGUCAACAGAAGAAGCCCGGACAAGAAGUGAGCCCGUAAAGCGAGGAAGGAAACAAUUGGAGAACAGAGAGACAAAGAAGCGUAGGUGGUCUCAUGAAGAAAACAUGCCAACGCCUUCCGUAGCAGAAAAUUACCCCAAUGUGUUGCAGGGCAGGCUCCAAAAGGACCUGUCUUUGUCAGAUACCAGCCUGAUGGAUGUGGAAGGGGAUGCAACUAAAGCUUGUGCUAACCCUCCAGCUUCUCCUCAGGUAGGUGUUGAACAAACCACAGAGGGCAGCAGUCCUUGUUGCAUUGUUCCCAGUGCAAGUUCCCAGGACAGCUGCUCACUUCUGCAUUUUGCUUCUCUGGAGGUGGAGCAAACCACUUCUGAGGACAAACAGCUCACAGUAGCACACCAGACUGAGAAUAAUGUGUUAUGUACCCAGAAACUAGAGGGCGAUGAGUUUUGCACAGGGGAUAUGAUGAGAAGCUGUAAACCCCCUGAAACAAAUGAUGAAGCUGCAGGAACUUUGGAGCUGAACUCAGAAACUGAGGACAGUGAACUGGAUACAAACUUCAUGCAGAAGAUAUUCAGUGGCUGCAAACGCCAGUCAUUCUUGUUGCAUCCAGUAAAGGAAUCUGCUGCAGAAAUUAAAAAAGAGAUACGCAUUGGCUUGGGGGAAGAUGGCAAGGUUGACUGUUUGAAGAAAUCGACUUGCAUCGAUAAAUUUUGUGAGGAGAGGAGAGAUGCUGUUGCCUGCGAGGUGAACAGCUCUGUCCAAAGACUGGCAUCUUGUGCUACUGGUUUCCCUGAUCAUGAGAGGAGAACUGAGCAUCCCCAGCUUGCCUCACAAACUGCGUUCCCAGAUCAUCCAUCCACACCAGAUCAGUUAGCCACCAAGAAUCCUGACAAUCCUCAGCAAAGUCAACAGCCAGUAACUAAAAAGAGUACGUCCCCUGAAAUUAGAGGAGAAGUUGCAAACUCAAAUAACAGCGGCAGCAGUGGAAGCCCAAAUGUCUGGAGAAAUGGCAUCAUCCAAAGCAGCAGUUUAAGUGUCAUUAAUGAGACACGUUCUAGUGUGGACAACUCAGAAGAUGCAGAAUCUGAAAGCACUAAAAACAAAGGGCUGGCAUUAAGCUCUCAGCCAGAAUUCAUGCAGCCAUGUCCUGUAAUUUGUCAGCUACCACAUUCUGAAUCCAGUGGCAUCCAUGGUGAAAAGAAUAGCCCCAUGGAACAAAAGCAACUGCAUAGUGACACAGAAGAAGCAACCAAUAAUUGCAGUACAGGCACUCCUAAGUGCUCGGUUCACAGUGAUAAUUUGGAACAGUGCACUGAGGAGGAGUACCAUAGCUCUGGGCUGUCCUCGGAGACACCAGAGGGCUUGCUAGGGCCUGUCAUCAGAAGCAUAGAGGGCUCACCUAACCUUGGGGAAACAGAGAGGAGAGAUAGCUUGGCCAUGUCUCCUGCCACAGACAAGCAAACCCCACUUAAGAGAGACCUGGGUAGUGGCAACAGAAGAAGUUCCAGGCUGAGCCAUAAAGGCCUCGUUCGCACACAGCAGAGACGGGCACAGAAGCUGCCAUCCUCGGAGGAAGAUUCAAGUGAAGGGGAAGAGUUGCCAUCCUUUCAGGCACUGAUAUUUGGUAAAUCGGCAAGCACACUGCUAGAACCAUUGAAAAAGAAGAAGACAUCGGGAGGGAUGCCAGCACUGAAGAGCAGCAACAAAUGUAAUGUAGAAACCAAGGAUGAGCACGUCUGUCCAAGUCAGGAUUCGGAGUGCUCUAUGAAGUUGUUUUCUUCCCAGUCACACACAGCUGAGGAUUUCCGCAGCAGGCCUCAUGACUCAAGACACUUAACUCCAGCUCCCACUUCUAGAGAAAAUCUGGAAAGUCUUAGUGGGAAUAAAAAAGCCACUCAACCCAGGGAUGAAAUCUCAAAAGAUGCUGGACAACAGAAAGAUGAACAGCAAGAACAAGUGGAUUCAGAAUUCAAUUUAGGUGAAGAGACCUUGGACUAUGACAGUGAAGCUAGCUGCUUGGGGGAUUCAUCAGGCCUAUCUUCCCAGAGUGAGAUUCUCACCACACAGCAAAAAAAUGCCAUGCAAAACAGCUUAAAGAAACUCCAGCAGAAGAUGGCUAUUCUUGAAGCAGUUCUCAAACAGGGAAGCCAGAGUGCUGUCCGUGAAGGAUCACCGCUUCCUGGUGAGGAAGGUGAUUUCACUGGAGGACAGGCAAGAUCAGCAAGGGGAAGUAAAGCAGAUUUGAGUUCUGAAAGUAAACAAAGCCUCCAAGGUGCCUUUUCUACCCCUGUGAGAAACAUGCAAGGGACUCCAGGGUCCUCAACGCCUAAAGAGCAGAUUUCUAGCCCUUUGGCCACAGAGACAGCAAUGGGGCCUCCUGCUGCCACACAUGAUGCAGGAAGACAAAGUGCAUUGAGGCAUAGUGCACAAGGAAGUCCAGUCUGCCCCUUGUCACAAAUCACACAUUGUAGUGCAAGCAAAGGGAAUUCAAAGAGUCCAUUUCUGACAAGCAAGAGGAAUAUGUCUCUGGUGGCCUCGGGUCUGAACCAGGGCGAGUUGCGACUAGUACAGGUGUUUGCCAGGAAAAAUGAGAGCACUUGGUCUAAUAAGAUUUCUUAUGAAACAACUCAUGUAGUAAUGAAAACAGAUGAGGAUCUGGUUUGUGAGCGGACCCUGAAAUACUUCCUAGGUAUUGCUGGACGGAAGUGGGUGGUGAGCUACCAUUGGGUUGUACAGUCACUGAAGGAAAGAAGAGUUCUUAAUGAGGAGGACUUUGAAGUUAGAGGAGACAUGAUCAAUGGGAGAAACCAUCAGGGACCCAAAAGAGCAAGGGAAUCUCCCACUGGAAAGCUUUUCCAAGGCUUAGAAAUAUGCUGCUACGGGCCAUUCACUGACAUGCUCCCAGAACAAUUGGAGUGGAUGGUAGAGCUGUCCGGUGCCUCUAUUGUGAAAGAACCUCGCUUAUUCUCACAUUCAAAAAGCUCUACUGCUGUGGUGGUCGUUCAGCCCGAAGCUUGGGGGGAAGACACUGCCUGCCAAGGGAUCCCACCGCAAUGCAGUGCUACUGUAGUCUCACGAGAGUGGAUGCUGGACAGUAUUGCAUGCUAUCAACGCCAGGCAUUUGACGAAUACAUCGUGCAACAGGUGUGAAAGGACGGCCUUUUGAAAUUGCUCAUGAACACAGAAUCUUCAGGAAAGGAUUUCAGUGGAACGUUUGUGGAAGGCUUCCUCACAGGCAGUGUGGUUUCACUUGCAAGAUAAAUAUUUCAGUUGGCAUGAAAACACCCCGUCGCCCGCCAAAGGCAGAACUUAAAACUGUGAUACUUCUAUCUUUGCCGUCGUGAGCCAAGCAAUAAUGUGUUCUUCUGUGGUGAUGCAGAUGCAUUAUUUACUAUCCAAUUGCUGCCUUGUUUGGGAGACUUUUCUCUUCAUGUCUUGGAGAUGUAAUCGUCUGAAAGAGUUAUAUGGAUGUGAGAGCUUCAAUUAACUCAGGAGGAUGGCAG
Molecule: messenger RNA, 5530 nt
Organism: Lacerta agilis (Sand lizard)
Lineage: Eukaryota; Metazoa; Chordata; Lepidosauria; Squamata; Lacertidae
Gene: BRCA1
Product: BRCA1 DNA repair associated
Exons: 21
Coding region: 102-5177 (1691 amino acids)
Biological process (GO): negative regulation of fatty acid biosynthetic process; chordate embryonic development; positive regulation of transcription by RNA polymerase II
Cellular component (GO): BRCA1-BARD1 complex; nucleus; BRCA1-A complex
Molecular function (GO): DNA binding; ubiquitin-protein transferase activity; zinc ion binding
Source: RefSeq, a predicted model, not a curated record